GUCUUCUCCUAGCCAGCUCCACUCGCUGCCAAGACCGAGGGAGAGUUCGCAUUAGAAACUUACAAAAGAGGAUAAUCUUCAUAUCAAAAUGUAUCUGGCUGGAGUUUUGGUGCUAGCGCUGUCCGCAGUCGUACUCAUCUCGGCACACCCUCUCGAUUCACAGCAGGAACCACAAUCAGUGGAGCCAGCAACCGUUGUGCGAGAAAAAAGGACGAUUGGAAUUUUAAGAGAUCUGUUCCCCAACUUUUCACAGAUUAUCGAUAGGAAGAUCCAAAUGCUGACGCGGAUCAUCUUCCGGAUCGUGGGACGGCUGGUGCUGCAGGGCGGCGGGGGAGGGGGCGGCGGCGGCGGGGACGAUGACGACAGGAAGAUAUCCAUCACCCUCCCCACCUACCCGCCCGACCAGCUCGACGAUGAGGACGAGGAUGAGGACGCCACGGCCACCCCCGUCGACGGCUCCACCGACCCGACCACCAACGCGGAUUCAGAAAAUACAGUAAACGAUAAUAGAAAAAGAGAAGUAAGGUCAAAAAGGAGUCCUGAUGAACAAGCUGAAGAGGAAGAAGAAGAUCUUGAACCCGAUGCUACAGGAGAUAAUGAAGUUGCCUCUGACAAUGAAGCAGAAAGUGAUGGGGAAGCUGUUGAUGAAGAAGACCCACGUAAUAAAAGGUUUCUGAACUUUAACCUCGGUGCUUCUGGAGAUGCUGCAGGAGGUUCUGGAGGCGGGUCUGGCAACUUUCUUUUUGAUAUCAUCAGGUUGGUUGCAGGAAGUGGUAACACCCAAGGAGGUGAUGCCUCCCACGCAGCAGUAGAAGAAGCCAAGGAAGAAUUAGUUCCAGGACCGUUAACGAGACUGUUUGUUGUAGCAAACAAAGGUGUAGCUGCCCUCAUACAAGACCUAAUUCUGCGCUUGGCACAAACAAGCGAAAGAAUAGUCAACUUCAAGGCUAAACUGAUUACAUCUAUUAUAUAAACGAAGCCAGGCUCAAUUUCUCUUCUUCCUUUUGACGUGGCCUAUGUUUUCAAACCGACAUAACUUUGAAUGUAUAAUAAAUAAAUUAUUAUGGUUUCCAAUCAACAUUUGUACUCUCAAAAAAUUGUAUUUUAUUAUGAAUGUGGUUUGUUUGAGAUAAUCUAUUUAUUUAUUAAUUCAAAUUACAACUCAACUCAAAAAUAAUCACUACUCCGAAAUCACUAUUUUGUAUUUAAAAUCAUAAAAAUGAAUAUUUGAAACAGAUUUUGUCGCCAAUAAUUAGUAGUUAUUAAUAUUAGUAAUGUACUUAAAAAACUUUAUUUACAAAAAUACAAAUGUCAGCUAAACAUCAAUACAACAUUUAUUUUGUAUUAACUGCUUGUAAAGUGUUUUUAUAAAUUGUAAUGGUUUUUUAUAAAUUAUUAAAAUGAGUCAUAUGUAUGAAGAAGCAUGACUUAUUUUAUGCAACAGAAACAAAAUAUGUUUUAUGACUAUAAAUAUUUUUUUUAAAUUAUUUUGCUAGGAGUAAUAAU
Nezara viridula (southern green stink bug) is the source of this 1506-nucleotide messenger RNA. NCBI's taxonomy places the organism in Eukaryota, Metazoa, Arthropoda, Insecta, Hemiptera, Pentatomidae. The record is from the annotation of a GenBank genome assembly.